This is a messenger RNA of Cryptomeria japonica (Japanese cedar), 2122 nucleotides long. RefSeq names its product receptor protein-tyrosine kinase CEPR1. Gene Ontology annotation, biological process: protein phosphorylation. Gene Ontology annotation, molecular function: protein kinase activity; ATP binding. The transcript has 2 exons. NCBI's taxonomy places the organism in Eukaryota, Viridiplantae, Streptophyta, Pinopsida, Cupressales, Cupressaceae. Bases 1128 to 1532 code for a protein of 134 amino acids. The record is from RefSeq and is a predicted model, not a curated record.
GGAAAGGCAGUCUACGGAGGCAUAGUAGGUGAAGGUAGUUGGUGAUUAACUCCAACAUUUUCCUCGUUGUUCAAAACUCUUUCACAGGAGGAAUUCCUAAAUCAUAUGGGAAUUGUUACACUCUGAUUCACUUUCGGGUUAACAAUAACAGUCUCAGUGGUAUGGUCCCCCCGGGUAUCUGGGCAUUGCCUCAUGUUUACAUAAUUGAUCUAAGUGAUAAUAACUUUGAGGGUGAUUUAAGCACAGAAAUAAAAAAUGCAAAGAAUCUUUGUGUUUUCACCAUCAACAAUAAUAAUUUCUCAGGAAGCAUACCUUCAGAAAUUGGUCAAGUAUUGCUCUUGGGCAAAAUGGAUGCAAGCAAUAAUCAGUUCUUUGGAGAGCUACCUAAAGAAAUCGGAGGUUUGACUAUGCUCAGUAGCCUACUUUUGCUGAAAAACAUAUUUUCUGGUUCGAUACUAGAUACAUUAGGACUCUGCACGGCUCUCUCUGAAAUUAACCUUGCAUGAAAUAAACUGAAUGGUUCUAUUCCUCAAUCGGUUGGAUCCAUACAAGUUCUCAACUCUCUGAAUCUCUCCAAUAAUCAACUCAGUGGCCAGAUUCCAGAUACCCUUUCUGCAUUGCAGCUAAGCUUACUAGAUUUUUCCAACAAUCAGUUGAUAGGGCCAGUGCCAACAAAGCUCAUUAGUCUUUCAGGCAAAAGUAGCUUUUCCGGAAAUAAGGGGCUUUGUGUGAAUGGAGCCAAUUCAGUUUUCUUAAGCCAAUGCGCUGUUGUUACUCCUUCAUCUUCUAUAGCAAGAUCCCAUGCCAGAAUCCUAAUAGCAAGCUCCAUCUCUGUAGCUGCAGUGAUCAUUUUUGUAAUAGGUUGGGUUUUACACAAAAAAACAUACAAAGCACCUGAAUCCCAGGAAUCUUGGGAUCUCAAGUCCUUUCACAGUGUUACAUUUACCGAGGAUGACAUUCUUCAUUGCCUAAAGGAAGGGAACAUAAUAGGCAGUGGUGGGGCUGGGAAAGUUUUUAAAGGAGAAUCAAGCAAUGGGGAAAGAAUUGCAGUGAAGCAGCUAUGGAAUAGCAACACAGCGAAAGUCAAUCAUUCAAGAGAGCAAGCAUUGAGAAAACGCCAAUUUGAAAUGGAGGUGGAAACAUUGGGAUCUAUCAGGCACACAAAUAUAGUGAAGCUGUAUUGCUGCUUGUCCAACAAACACUCAAAUCUCAUUGUAUAUGAGUACAUGAAAAAUGGCAGUUUGUGGAACAGAUUGCAUGGGGAAAAUAGGGGUUCAACAUUAGAUUGGCAGACACGCUAUAAAAUAUUGUUGGGAAUAGCUUAUGGGUUGGCCUACUUGCAUCAUGACUGUGUUCCUGCUAUUGUUCACAGAGACGUGAAAUCCAGUAACAUAUUGUUGGGUGAAGACAUGGAACCCUGUUUAGCUGAUUUUGGUGUCUCUAAAUGCCUUCAAGUCAGUGGAAAGGGGAAUUCUACAGCUGUCAUAGCAGGCACUCAUGGCUACAUUGCUCCAGCUUUGGGGUUGUGUUGAUGGAGCUAGUGACUGGCAAACGUCCGAUGGAGGAUGAAUUUGGAGAGAACAGGGGAAUUAUUGAUUGGGUCUCUGCCAAAUAUUUCUCGAGAGAGAGGAAUUAUUGAGGUAUUGGAUGAGAGGGUUUCUAGAUUUUGCAAUGAUGGGAUGAUGAAGGUGCUCAAAAUUUCAGUGUUGUGUACAAGGAGUGUUCCUACAGAGAGGCCUUGUAUGAGAGAGGUGGUACAAAUGUUGUUGGAAGCACACCCCUAGUUGGAAUCGACUUAACGUGUCGUUAAUAAAUCACUCCCCUGUUAGAUGCAAUAUAAUGCCAACCAGAUUAGAUUGUUUUUCAGGAAUGUGCAAUUCAAUGACCGAUAAAUUUGGUUCUGAAACAUAGUGGAUGGAUCUAUAGUCAUCCAUAGCAUCAUGCAGCGUAGAAAUAUUUGGUCGUGUUCUCACUGUGUAGAAAAUUUAGGAUCGAAUCCCGCCUUUAUGUCGCAAUAGUCCAGCAUAUGUACGUGUAGCUAGCUAAAUAUAAUGCUGCAUAGACACAGGUCUACAUGCAUGCAUAUUCUACUUGUCUACGUACAAUACUUUUCUCCCUAACA